CCGAAUUCUGCAACCCGAUCAUCGAAGUCGGCCGUGACGGACCGUAGUAAACGUGCCGCAAAAUCGAACAAAUCGCUGAAAACGGGACGAGUUUUUUCCGGGCGAUUUUUCCUGAAGGCUUUCGACGUCUUGCGGAUGUUGCGCUUGUGAGGACCGGGAUUACCGAGAUGCGGAACAGGAUAUGAAGUGGCGAUUUCCGGAGGUUUUUAAGACGAUGGGGCUGAAGCAAAGGAGACACCGCUUGAAAACAUGAUUCCAUUCAAAUGGAGCAAACCUAAAUUCAAUAAAGUGAAAUUCAAGUAAAACCAGUCAAAUAUCAAACACAGAAGAAAAAUUCAGCCUUACCCAAGUAACCAAAGCAAUACAAACCAGGUCAAAAUUAGAAAGUUAUUCUAAUCAUGUCGAAAAAAUUGAUUCUGAUCAUCGAUUUGGACACGAUAAUGGGUCGUAAUAUCGUAAAAAAUUGCAAUAUCUCCCAGUCGACUUCACCGAAAGCAUGACCGUGUAAACCGCCCCCCUUUCAACUCCUCACCCCUAAACCUAGAAAGAUGGUCUUGAAUCUACGCUUCGACGACUCUUUCUACAAGGUUAUCCUCUUCCAGUUCGCUCUGCUCUUGGUUCACGUCAGCGGUUAUGAGGAUGACAAUAAGAUGGUUAACGACUUCGCCAAUUUUCGGCCGGGGCGGCUGUACUUCGCCAUCGCUGCUUCUCCCAGCGGCCAGACGUACAGCAGGGCAUUUAACAAGACUCUCCUGAACAUCACUCAGUCUUAUUUGACCACAAAAGUGCACAAAGACACCUUCAAUUUUACACUGGAGACGCUCGUUAUCGAACUUCCGGAAAACGGAAGUUUCAGUGCAGCUCUUCUCCGGAAUUUGUGCAACCAAUUCGAAGGGAAACACGUCGUUGCUGUACUGAUUCUCGGUGAUUCCCCUGCGGCCUUCACCGUUUCGCUGACGGCUAAACACGCCGGCAUUCCAGUGUUGUGGGCGAGAGGACAUAGCGGAUUUCUGCCAGGACUCAGGAGUUUGGAGUCAAGUCCUUUGGAGGUCCAGCUGGCGCCGACCGGACGUGAAUUAGUGCAGGCCUUGAGAGGACUCCUGCUGCAAGCUCACUGGCAUACUUUCACUCUGCUAGUCGAUCCUGCUUCGUCGACGGCUUUGAGACGACCGGAGUUAUGGACAACGCUAACUGCACAGCCGCUACAUCCAACUCUGAUCACUCUGUCGUCGCCACUAAGGGCCCAGUCGCUGUUUAGGAAGCUGGCGGACAUCUCGAGGUCGACGCGGGGCGUGGUGGUGCUGCUGAGCGAUCGUCCUGCAGCGGUGCGUAUCCUGGAGGACGCCAAAAGGCUGAACAUGAUGGACGGCCAUUUCGUCUGGUUGUGGGUCGACACGGCGGCGAACAUCAGCAUCAGCGACGACGGUGGCGCCGAUAAAGAUAAACCACCACCAACCGAGGAUCGAUACAAACGUAGUGUAGUUAAAAGUGAUAUCAGUGAUAUGCAUGUGAAUUAUUUAUUAAAAAACGAUCAGUUUCUUUUGUUCAAUCGUAAUUAUGGCGUUGAAAGUUCUAAAUUCAAAGAUCGUAACGAUAGAUCUCAACGUUUAUUUAGUGUUGUGGAUGGUGAGUUUAAAGGAGAACUUCCUGCCGGUCUGCUGCGUUUGAAGCCUCUUCCGGUCAGGGUGGACAGACACCUGGUCAAGGGCACCGUGCGAUUGCUCCUUGCCACUCUCAAGUUGGUCCUCCAGAGGUCGCCUUUGUGGAUGCUGCAAAGCAUCGCCAAAGGACAGCUCACCACCAGCUGUUGGAAAACGCUAGGUGCCAGGGAAUUCAAGUUCUCCGACAACUUCGGAAGGGAAUUGAGGACGGCCUGCAAGGACGCCCUCGCCGGCAAAAAAUUUUCACAAGAAAUUGGCGUUGACAAAGUGGACAAAUCAUUAGUUGCAAAUUUCGAAAUAUUAAACUUAGUUCCUGAACGUAGCACCAAAGAUGGCGACUUAUUUAGCAAUAGAAGCGAGAAUGUCGAGCCGAGUACUUCGAGCGUCAAGUGGAAAAGAGUUGGCUUGGUCUCCGGCAGAUCUGUUCGUUUGGACACGAUUAUCUGGCCGGGAGGUGACCUCUCGGUGGCGGCAGUGUCGUCAAGGGCCAGAACUGUUUUCAGAGUGGUUACGGCCUUGGCACCACCCUUCGUCAUGGAGAGUGAGUUGGACGAAGAUGGACAGUGCCUGAGAGGUCUUCCAUGUCAUCGAGUGCUGACAUCGGACAAAGACAACUUGACGUUGGUUUUCAACGAAAUGCAACGUCUCGAAGAAGAAGAAGACGAGGAAGAAGAAUUAAAUCCAGAGUACAAACAAUUCGCCAACGAUUACGAAGAAAACGAGAGAUUUUUCCCGUUUCAAAAAUUCAAAUACCGCACAAAUUGUUGCUAUGGCCUUUCGAUGGACCUCCUCGAGAAUAUCGCUCAAGAACUCGAGUUCGACUUUCGCUUGUACAUUGUCGCCGACGGUUUCUUCGGUUCUAAGUUACCUAAUUAUCGCGAUCGCGACGCCGGCAAAAAAUUCCCUUACAAAGACAACGACCGGGGACCUCCCGAUGACGACGUCAAGUGGAACGGCGUCGUGGGUGACCUAGUGUCAGGGGCGGCGCAUAUGUCUUUCGCGGCCUUGAGCGUGUCGAGUGCACGCAGUGAAGUUAUAGACUUCAGUGUUCCAUAUUUCUUUAGUGGCGUGUCGUUACUUGCCGCCCCUCAACAGACAUCUGAAAUACCGUUGAUGGCCUUUUUGUUACCGUUCUCGCCGGAACUGUGGAUUGCUAUUUUUACGAGCCUCAAUAUCACGGCCAUCGCAGUCGCGAUCUACGAAUGGUUAUCGCCUUUCGGGCUCAACCCCUGGGGGCGGCAACGCUCCAAGAACUUCAGCAUGAGUUCGGCGCUUUGGGUCAUGUGGGGGCUGCUAUGCGGGCACCUGGUGGCUUUCAAAGCACCGAAAAGUUGGCCUAAUAAGUUUCUAAUUAACGUUUGGGGCGGAUUUUCGGUUAUCUUCGUUGCAAGUUACACAGCCAACAUUGCGGCGUUGAUUGCUGGACUCUUUUUUCACAAUACUGUCAGCAAUUACAGAGACAGGAUUUUGUUGGAUCAAAGAGUGGGCGCUCCCCGCUUUACGGCAGCCGAAUAUUACGUCAAAAAGGCGGAUUAUGAACUUUACGAUCAUAUAAAAAAAUAUUCCUUGGAGAACAUCGAAGAAGGCAUCGAUAAAUUGCGUAACGGUUCUUUGGAUAUCCUCAUCGCAGACACCCCAAUUUUAGACUAUUAUCGAGCGACCGAUCACGGUUGCAAACUUCAGAAAUUCGGCGAUACGUUAAACGAAGACACUUACGCAAUAGGAAUGACCAAAGGUUUUCCUUUGAAGGAUAGCAUCUCGGCUGUGAUAGCAAAGUAUUCCAGCAAUGGCUACAUGGACAUCCUGCAGGAAAAAUGGUACGGAGGCCUGCCGUGCUUUAAGCUGGCGACAGAUAUAGCCCAGCCGAGACCUCUAGGCGUCGCUGCCGUCACCGGGGUAUUCAUCCUCCUGGGAGUUGGCAUAGCACUCGGCGUUCUAAUCUUGCUGGUCGAACAUUUAUUUUUCCGCUAUACUUUACCCAUCCUUCGAAAUAAGCCCAAGGGCUCCAUCUGGCGGAGCAGGAAUAUCAUGUUUUUCAGCCAGAAACUUUAUCGGUUUAUCAAUUGCGUCGAAUUGGUGUCGCCUCAUCAUGCGGCCCGAGAACUAGUUCACACCAUACGACAGGGACAGAUUACCAGUUUGUUCCAAAAAAGCAUCAAAAGGAAGGAAGACGAACAACGUAGGAGAAGAAAGAGUAAAGCGCAGUUUAUAGAAAUGAUCCAGGAAAUUAGGAGUACGAUUCGUAGGCAGCAGCAGGAAGAGCGAGAGCCGCCUCUCGAGCCGGUAACGGAAGUCGACUCGGAAUAUCAGAUGUCUCCCGACGAGAAAAAAUCCAAGUUAAGCCCUAGUAUAUUACGGCGAACGUUUAUGCGAUCUAGUCCCAAAGCAGAGAGUCAGAAAAUUAAAUCCCCGACAAUGAUCUUCAACAAGCCGUUGUUCAGUCCGCGAUCCAAGAACAAAGCGAGGAGUUCAACGGCCCUGAACGUGCGCCGGUUUAGCACCGACAGUGUUUUCAAUUCGCAGACCAUGAAAAUCGACCACAGCACUGCAGUGGGGCGGCGUUUAAGCAAAGACGCUUCCAGUUUCUUGACGAGCAGUCCGCCCGAUAUAAACAGCCGUAGAUCCAGCUAUUUGGACAUCAUAAGCUCUGGGAAUAAAUUAUCCGGCAAAAGUCCGGUUCUAUCCAUAGAAAACGUUUCAGACUCCAGCUCUCGAUCCAACGAACCGUUACGAAAACUGUCAGAUUCGGAAAGCAUAGGGCGGAAGCUGGCAACUCUCCCAAAAUAUCGCGAACCGAUAGAACGACACCGUUUGCAACCCCAAUACAGCUUAACCUUGGGCAAGAGCGACGAAACUCUCAUGAAAUCUGACACAACACAUCUGAAUCAAGUAUCAUCAGCGAAAAGUUUUAAUAACGUGUCAGAAGUCGCUGGUAAUUUAUCGGACGAAGAGAUAGCUCGUCGGAAUAAAAUGACCAUGGAGCAACUCCAAGUGCAACUGAGUAAAAAACGACCGCAAGACAAUAACGCCAAAACGCAAAACACCAACCCUCAGAUUAGGAUACAAGUAGAGGACACGACGAGGACCGAGACGGUUAGGACUCGUCGCAUAAAGACGCGCCACCAGAGUCUCGGGGACUCAGUUCAAGCGCCGGAACCGGCCAAAAGGAACAAGUUAGCGGAGCAGUCAAAGUCGCUCGAUGGCAAUCCGACAAGGUCGAAGAAGAAACGGCCGGAGGAUCUGCCCCCAGCGCCGCCGCCUCCCAAUUGCUCGCCGAGGAACUCUAAUGGGAGGUCGCCGCUCGAGAGGCUCUCCAAGGACGAACUGGUGUUACUAUGGAGAAGCUCCGAAUCGGAGCUAAGAAGCCAUUUGUUGAAAGCCAUCAGGGAUAAGGAAGAACCAGUGGAGCCGCCUUGAACACGCGGCAGUCAAGUUCCGGGCACCUGAUGGUAUUUAAAAUUUAAAUUUAUAGUAAAUGAUCAUCAUCGACCAUUAUCUCAUCUCGGUUAUUUCGUAGACUUUUGCGCAAGUCGUUGAUUCAGGUUUAGGCACGAUCAGAUCGGAGUUGUGCCUAUGAAAUGAAGAAACGGCCUUAGAUUUGUAGAGUGAUAAGAAACGACCACUAAGUGUUAUUAGAAGCCUUUAUCUUUAGAGGUCGCUCAGACCUCAACGCCUUUUAACUAGGACUGGUUCUCUUUGUAGAGAUUUUAACGAUUGGUUAUCGUCACUGAUUCGGUUUCACUUUGAUUGCUGUCAUGUGUUAUUGGGGAUAUAUUUAACGUAUAAUCAAACUGAGUUUCAUAAAUUUGAAUAAUAUAUACUGCCAAUUAUAUUAGAAUUUUUUAAGUAGAUUGGUGAUAUUAAAGUCUUAUGCAAAAUGAAACAAAGGUUAUAAGAAGCCCACAUUGGCGAUAGCAUAGAUACAAAAAACAUAUUAUAGUGUUGUUGUUUAAACACGGGCAGCAUCACAUUCAAACCAUUUAUCAUAAAAUCGAGUCGAAACGUGUAGCUUUAAGUAAUUCAAAUUUUAUCUUAACUUUGGUUGACGUGACGCUGUCCAAGUUUUUAAGUCAAUUUUAAAGAUUUCUCUCCGUCUACUCAUUAGAUAUAAGUAUUUCUCUAUCCUAUUGUUGAUAUUUUAAAGUUUAUUGGAAUUGAAUAAUAUAAUUUCAAAGAUAUGUAUAUUAAAACAAACCAUAUGACUUGUGAUGUUUAUAGAUACCAUUUGUUUGAAAUAUUUUCGUAAAUUUUAAACAUAUUAACAUUAAAUCACACUUUUAAAAUGUGACGGUAGUUGAGCUCUCUAAAUGUCUAUAUGAUAUAAAUCUUAUCUAAACUUGAAUGACACAUUCCAGAAAAUAUUUUAAACAAAAUUUUGUUGUACAUAUUGUACAUAGUUAUUUAAGUUAUGGUCACAAAUUUGUAAAUUAUAGCUAAUUUAAAAACACUUUAUUGUUGACAAAUAUAUGAA
This is a messenger RNA of Tribolium madens (black flour beetle), 6132 nucleotides long. RefSeq lists its product as uncharacterized. Gene Ontology annotation, cellular component: plasma membrane; postsynaptic membrane. Bases 549 to 5078 code for a protein of 1509 amino acids. The record is from RefSeq and is a predicted model, not a curated record. Gene Ontology annotation, molecular function: transmitter-gated monoatomic ion channel activity involved in regulation of postsynaptic membrane potential; NMDA glutamate receptor activity. Lineage: Eukaryota; Metazoa; Arthropoda; Insecta; Coleoptera; Tenebrionidae. The transcript has 12 exons. Gene Ontology annotation, biological process: monoatomic ion transport; modulation of chemical synaptic transmission; ionotropic glutamate receptor signaling pathway.